UACACAACACGCAGACACUAGGCAGCAAGAUGCCAUCUUUCUCAACACCAUUGUUGUACCUCUGCCUACUGCUGGCGCCGUGCCUUCUUCUCUUGCAAGAAGCACACGCGGCGCGCCAUGGAGGGAUCUCACUGAGGUCCCAACACAUUGCCCUCCUCCACUGGAAAGCUACACUUGCAAGCCCACCGCUGCAGAUGAGCUCCUGGCAGGAAACCACCAGCCCCUGCAACUGGACAGGCAUCAUGUGCACGGCUGUUCGCCAUGGCCGCCGCAUGCCCUGGGCGGUGACCAACAUCUCCCUACCUAAUGCUGGCAUCCGUGGUCAGCUUGGUGAGCUCAACUUCUUGGCUCUUCCAUUCCUUGCAUACAUUGACCUUCAAAACAACAGUCUCCAUGGUGCACUGCCUGCUAGUAUCAGCUCCCUGUCAACACUUUCAGUACUUAACCUUCCCUACAACCAGCUCAUAGGGAAAAUUCCUUCUGAGAUUGGUGACCUGAAAAGUCUCAGGCUACUUGAGCUCUCAUUUAACAGAUUCACAGGACAUAUCCCUGCGUCUCUGGGUAACCUAACAAUGUUAACCGAUCUUCUCAUUCACCAAAACAUGGUAUCAGGUCCCAUUCCUGAGGAGAUUGGAAGACUUGUUAACCUACAAAAUUUACAGCUAAGCAACAGCAACUUAAGCGGCACGAUACCAAAAACCCUUGGAAACCUGAGCCAACUAAAUAAUUUGUACCUGUUUGGUAAUCAACUUUCCGGACCUAUACCCCAAGAACUAGGCAGGCUAGUGCAUUUGCAAAGUCUUGAUCUUAGUUUAAAUGAUUUUUCAGGCCCAAUUCCAAUCUCCAUAACCAAUCUCAAAAAGUUGAACACACUUUAUCUCUAUGGAAAUCAAAUCACAGGUUCAAUACCAUUACAGUUGGGCAUCUUGUUGAAUCUCAAAGAUUUAGACUUGUCCAAUAACAGAAUAUCUGGCUUUAUUCCCCAAGAUAUUGGCAAUCUGAUGAAUUUGCAGUUUUUAGACUUGGCCGACAACCAAAUAUCUGGCUCUAUUCCUCGUAGCUUAGGAAAUAUAACCAAGGUAGUAAAAAUAACCCUCUCUGAAAAUCAGAUAACAGGUUCCAUUCCCCACGAGAUUGGCAAUCUCAUGAACCUCGAAGCUUUAGGCUUGUAUCACAACCAAAUUUCGGGAUCAAUACCAAAAACUUUUGGGAAGUUGCAAAGCAUCCAACAACUGCAAAUCUAUGAUAACAAAUUAUCAGGUUCUCUUCCUCGAGAAUUUGGAGAGCUCAUCAGCCUUGUUACACUUGAGUUGUCUAACAACUCACUUUCAGGACCUUUACCCGCAAAUGUAUGUUCAGGUGGCAAACUUCAAUAUAUCGAUGUCUCUUCUAAUAUGUUCAAUGGCCCCAUUCCAAGCAGUUUGAAGACUUGUACUAGUUUGGUUCGAAUUGACAUUCAGUCAAACAAAAUAACAGGAGAUAUAUCUCAGCAUUUUGGUGUGUAUCCACAACUCACAAAGAUGCGCUUAGCAUCGAAUAGACUCUCUGGGCACAUCUCACCAAAUAUAGGUGCAUGCACCCAACUAACAGUGCUAAAUCUAGCACAAAAUAUGAUCACGGGUUCCAUACCUCCAUUCCUUUCUAAAUUGUCCAACCUAGUAUACCUAUCACUCGAUUAUAAUCAUCUCACGGGUGAGAUUCCACCAGAAAUCUGCACUUUAAAUAAUCUAUAUAGCCUGAACUUAUCAUCGAACCAAUUAUUUGGGUCAAUACCUACACAGAUAGAAAAGCUGAGGAAUCUAGGAUACCUUGAUAUGUCUGGGAACAAACUGAGUGGAUUAAUACCCGAGGAACUAGGGGCCUGCAUGAAACUACAGUCCUUGAAGAUCAACAACAACAGCUUCAGUGGGAGUUUGCCUGGUGCGAUUGGAAAUUUAGCAGGCCUGCAGAUCAUGUUAGAUGUGAGCAACAAUAACCUAAGUGGUGUGUUGCCGCAGCAACUUGGGAAGUUGCAGAUGCUAGAAUUUCUGAAUUUAUCACAUAAUCAGUUCAGUGGCAACAUUCCAUCCUCCCUUGCAGGCAUGGUGAGCCUUUCAACACUUGAUGUGUCCUACAACGAGUUGGAAGGGCAGGUCCCAACAGCACGGCUACUCCAAAAUGCUUCAGCAAGUUGGUUUCUUCCCAAUAAAGGUCUGUGUGGCAACCUCCCUGACCUGCCACCUUGUUAUUCAACCCCAGUAGCUGCUCACAAAAAGAGGAAGAUACUUGGUUUGCUUUUGCCAAUUGUUCUUGUGAUGGGUUUCGGCAUUGUUGCUGCAAUUGUUGUCAUAAUAAUACUUAUUUGUAAGAAGAGAAAUCCACAAGAAAGUGUUACCGCUGAAGCAAGGGACCUAUUCUCUGUUUGGAAUUUCGACGGAAGAUUAGCAUUUGAUGAUAUUGUAAGGGCAACAGAAGACUUUGAUGAUAAGUACAUCACCGGAACGGGAGGAUACGGCAAAGUCUACAAGGCACAACUCCAAGACGGGCAGCUGGUUGCUGUGAAGAGGCUUCAUCAGACCGAAGAAGAGUUGGAUGACGAAAGAAGAUUUCAUAGUGAAAUGGAAAUCUUAUCACAAAUCCGACAGCGAAGCAUCGUCAAAAUGUAUGGAUUCUGCUCCCAUCCAGCAUAUAAAUUUCUUGUCUACGACUACAUUCAGCAGGGCAGCCUCCACAAGAUACUGGAAAAUGAGGAGCUAGCAAAGGAAUUGGAUUGGCAGAAGAGAAUUGCUCUUCCAAAUGAUGUGGCUCAAGCAAUAUCUUAUUUGCACCACGAAUGCAGUCCGCCUAUAAUCCAUCGAGAUAUCACGAGUAACAACAUCUUACUUGAUACAACCUUCAAGGCUUUCGUCUCGGAUUUCGGCACAGCAAGGAUUCUUAAGCCUGAUUCAUCAAACUGGAGUGCACUAGCAGGAACGUAUGGCUACAUAGCUCCUGAACUGUCGUACACAUCUGUUGUGACAGAGAAAUGUGAUGUCUAUAGCUUUGGCAUUGUUGUGCUAGAGCUACUGAUGGGGAAGCAUCCAAGGGAUCUAUUAGACGGUACUUUGUUAAAUGGAGAACUGACUAUACUGGUGCAAGAUAUUCUGGACCAACGGGUGACAACACCAACAACAACAGAAGAGAAGAGCUUAUGUCUGCUCAUUAAGCUGGCCUUUUCUUGCUUGGAAUCUUCUCCACAAGCAAGGCCAACCAUGAGGGAGGCAUACCAAAUGCUCAUCCAGCGACCCUCUUCUAGUUCAUGUCCUGUGCCUUUCAACGCACUUACAUUACAGCAAGCAAGGGAUGCAUAUUAAUAUAUGAACCAAAAUCUAGUGAGAAGCAAGUAUCUAUCGAAGCGGAGGCCGAUUUAGGUUUCAGCUUUUGAGUCGUGUCACUCAUACAUGCUACCUAUAUAUAAUUUGGGAUGAGUUGAUUACUCAUUGUAAGUCUAUGUGUUUUGUAGACACUCGCCUGUUACAAUGAACGAUCACCAU
Molecule: messenger RNA, 3512 nt
Organism: Triticum dicoccoides
Lineage: Eukaryota; Viridiplantae; Streptophyta; Magnoliopsida; Poales; Poaceae
Product: probable leucine-rich repeat receptor-like protein kinase At1g35710
Exons: 2
Coding region: 30-3332 (1100 amino acids)
Biological process (GO): protein phosphorylation
Molecular function (GO): ATP binding; protein kinase activity; protein binding
Source: RefSeq, a predicted model, not a curated record